Molecule: messenger RNA, 4471 nt
Organism: Lytechinus variegatus (green sea urchin)
Lineage: Eukaryota; Metazoa; Echinodermata; Echinoidea; Temnopleuroida; Toxopneustidae
Product: NK-tumor recognition protein-like
Exons: 20
Coding region: 156-4070 (1304 amino acids)
Biological process (GO): protein peptidyl-prolyl isomerization; protein folding
Cellular component (GO): intracellular membrane-bounded organelle
Molecular function (GO): peptidyl-prolyl cis-trans isomerase activity
Source: RefSeq, a predicted model, not a curated record
UACGUUCGUUACAAGAUAUACUUUUUGAUGCUCUUCUUUUUAACGUGCGUCCCUCCUGCUUCCUUGUAAUUAAAGCGAUAAAAAACUUGUAUUUGAUGGUCAUAGCUGAGGCUCUUUUUUCAACUGUUGAGUGAAUACAUCGUCAACAGGGCACCAUGGCCACGCCUUCCAGCCAUCGACCCCGUUGCUUCUUUGAUGUCAGCUUAGGGGGCAUUGGAGGAGGAAGGAUAAUUUUUGAGCUUUUCUCUGACAUCUGCCCAAUCACCAGUGAGAAUUUCAGAGCACUCUGCACUGGUGAAAAAGGUAUGGGGAAGACGACCAACAAACCGCUUCACUACCAGGGUAGUUCCUUCCAUCGUAUCGUCAAGGAUUUCAUGAUACAAGGAGGUGAUUUCAGUGCAGGGACAGGCACUGGUGGAGAAUCUAUCUAUGGCGGAACAUUUGCAGAUGAGAAUUUUGAGUUGAAGCACGACCGCCCCUAUUUGUUGUCGAUGGCCAAUCGAGGAAAGGAUACCAAUGGUUCUCAGUUCUUCUUAACGACCAAGCCAGCUCCUCAUUUAGAUGGUGUCCAUGUUGUGUUUGGGUCAGUGUUGCAAGGUCAAGAUGUUGUUAGCCAGGUAGAGAACACAAGGACUGAUGCCAAGAACAGACCACUGACUGAUAUCAGGAUCACUAACUGCGGAGAACUUGUGCUAAAAGUCAAACCAAAAGAAUCUAAAAAGAAGAAGCAAGCAGCGAGUGAUGGAUCUGAUUCAGCGUCUUCUGAGGAUUCCUCAGACGAUGACAGUUCCACUACAACCACCGACUCCUCGGAGACGGACAGCGAGGAAGAACGAAGGAAGAGAAAGAAGUAUCGAAGGAAGCUCAGGGAAGCCAAACGCAGGAAGAAAGAAAAGAAAAAGAAAAAGAAAGCAAAGAAGAUGAAGAAGGAAGAUGAAGUAGUGUGGGAGACCAAGGAAGUCAAGAGUGAGCUUUCUCAUGUGACCAUCAACCCUGAGGAGAUCCCAGAGAUUCCAACCAAUAGGUUUCUCAUGCGCAGUAUGCCAGAGAAAGAAAAAGAAGAGAGUAACCAGCAACUUCAGCACCAGAGAUCAGUUGAUGCCUUUGGACGUAAGAUUAAAGGGAGAGGUCAAGUGCGAUAUCGAAUGGGUAAUCCUCCCCACUGGCGAGCAGAGAACCGUAACAAACGAGAGAUGGGACAGGGGGAUUCCCCCGCCCGUUGGGAGAUGGGCGGGGCACUGAGGGAGGCCAAAGCCAAAAAGAGAAAGGAGAGGGCGAGAGAGGAUGAUUACAAAGGAAGAGACAGAUACAGGAGACACGAGAGAGACCGUGACGUUGACUCUGAGAUGGAGGAAGGAGAGGUGGUGUCACAAGAUUCCUGGGAAUCUAAGAAGAAAAAACAUAAAUCAAAGAAGCACAAGUCUCACAAGAAGCAUGAGAGUAAGAAGAAAGACAGACAUAAGAAGAAGUCAUCAUCGUCAUCCAGACAUCGUACUUCAAGCAAACAUCAUUCUUACUCAGAAGAAGAGGAGGAGGACAGAGAUUAUCCAGAACGACGUUCAUACUCACGUUCACCCGACAGUCGUUCCCGCUCCAGGUCUCACACCCCAGACUCGCGGGACAGAAGCCGGAGUAGGACUAGAAGCAGCAGUAGGGGAAGAAGCAGGAGUCGGAGCAGCAGUAGGGGCAGAAGACGUAGCAGAAGAAGUCGCAGUAGAAGCCGCAGCAGAGGUCGGAGCAGAAGUUCGAGUAGAAGUCGCAGUAGAGGCAGAAGGAGAAGCAGGAGUAGAAGUAGGGAUAGAGGCAGAGGUAGGAAGGAACGAGAGGGCCACAAUGAGUCUUCACAUUCUUUCUUGGAAUCAAGAUUCUCGAAAUCAUCACGAGCUUACUCAGACAAGUCAGAAAGUCCGCUCAUCACCAGUGCUGUUACCAUCGAAAAAUUCAAGAAAUUCAGUACACGAAAGGAUGACUCAUCAUCUGAGAAUGAUAGCCCGCCACCAACGCACUGGAAGCCUGGUCAGAAACCCCUGAACACGCGACCGUCAUUUACAAGCCUAGGCAUCAUGAGCCAAGCACGUAAACAAAUAGAGCAGUCUGGGAGGGGUAGUAAACUAGUGAAGAGGGUAUCACCUCCACCCCAGCUUCACAAGAAAUCACCUUCACCGCCACCAACCACUCUUCCAUCCAAGAGUCCAAGAUCUGCAAAAGACGGUCGUUCGUCUGGGAGUGCUAGUGAGAAAAGAAACGAUCGUCCCAAGCCCAAAGAACCACCCACCAACCCGAUACUCUCCAGGAAACAUUCCCUAAGUCCUCUUCAUGGAAGUAAAGAUGCUGUCAUCGAGAGAUCCCCAUCUGGAAGUUCUUCUCCCAGUAGGAAAGAUGUAGCAUCUUCUUCACCAUCAUCCUCAUCAAGUUCAGACUCGGAAGAGGAUGAAAAGAUGUCUCCAGAGAGAGAAGAAGAGCAGAGGAAGAAAACCUCUAAACCUCCUGUCAAGGAGACUUUCAAGUGGAACCCACCUCUGGAAGAUGAUGAAGCUAGUCCUGUGAUAGACAGCGAAGAUGACAAAGAGCCACAGGGAUUCCGCAAGAAGAAGAAAGGCGAGACUGUGGAUGUGGGCAAGAAGCAGGAAAGGAUGAAUGACGAAAAGGUUGCACAGGGCGAAGGAUCAUUGAACGAGAGGCUGGAUAUCCUGUCGUCUCAUAAUCAAAAGAUCAAGCAGUUUUUCACCGAGGAUGAGAAGGAGGAGGAGAAAGAGAAAACAGAUAAAGACGUGGAACCGGAGGUGGCCAAACAACCAGAUCAGCCAGGCAGUGUUGUUGUAGAGAUCCAGUCUCCUAGCUCCUCUAGUUCCAGCAGCGGCUCUGGUAGCAGUUCUGGUGGUAGUGAUUCAGAAGAAGAUGUAGAAGAAGAUAAGAAAGGUGGUGUGAAAGAGAAUGGCGAUGUGGCAAGCAUGGAUGCACAGCAGGAGCAGUCUGGUGAGGAGGAUCGAAAAAUGGAAGAAGAAAAAGGACAAACGGUAUUCCCAAACCAACAAGUCAAGAUGACUUGGAAGAGUAAGAAGAACCCUGACAAACUAACUAACAAGAUGCCAAGCCCUGUCCUUGCAGAUCACAAGAAGUCUCUAUCACCUAGACCAAGAAGCCCGUCUAUCAACACAGAAGUCCAGCAUGACACUGGCAACCCAAAAAGGCCAGACAACAUUCCUCUUACCCCGCCCAGUAACCCUGUGACCCCACCCAUCAACCCUCUGACUCCGCCUACCAGCAUCCCAGCAGAGCCAAGCAAGGCCCCCAGCCCAACCGUCAAAUCAAGUACAGCAUCCAUCAUCACCCAGACUCAGCCCAUCAAACGUCAGACUCCCUCCAGCACCAAGCGUAUCCCAAAACGAAAUGGUGACCAUAGGAGGUACAGCAGAAGUAGAAGUAGAAGCAGAAGCAGCAGUUACAGUAGUAGAAGCAGCCGGGGAUCAAGAUCGGGACGGUCAAGGUCACAUUCAAGAUCCUGGAGUAGAUCACGUUCUAGCAGCAGAAGCAGGAGUCGAAGCUUUGAAGACAGUAGAUCCAGACGGAGACGAUCAAGGUCUUAUUCUAGAGAGAAAGCAAGGUCACCGAAACGACGGUUCUAUGGUCGCUAUUCCUCCUCGUAUUCAUCAUACUCCAGUAGGUCCAGGUCGCGUGAUCGCAGUCGUCGCUCUCGAAGUCCUUAUCGAAACACAUCCUACAGCCGAAGCAGAGAUAGACACAGGAGACGAAGUCGCAGCAGAUCUGUCACAAGGUCACGUUCAAGAUCAUCUUCUGGUUCAAGGUCACGCUCAAGGUCACCCUAUCAUAGGCAUUCUAGAGGACGACGUUCCAGGUCAAGGAGCAGAGGAAGAAGGUCAAGAGAUAGUAGCAGACACCAACCUUAUAAACGUACCAGAAGUCGUUCCCGUAGUCCACGUCGAAGGUACAGCAGGAGUCGAAGUCCUGUCAAGCGAAGAUACAAGUCUCGUUCACGAUCACGGUCCUUCGAUGACCGGGUUUACGGAAGGCGUCGCAGGUCACGAAGUAGAUCGUACAGUAGUCGCUAAUGGGUGAUGGUUUGAUUUUGGGUAAUAUGUAUCUGUUUUUCUGACAUAAUAAGCGAGUAUGAAAUAAAUUUUUUCAACUUAAGAAAAAAAAACAUUCGCUUUGUUUCCAUUGUCAACAAUCAUUAUUUCAGAAAGUGUAUUAGACUGGUCUUUAUUAAUGUUUUAUGGUUUGAUGUUUUAACUGAUAGAUGGAAGAAUGGCAGUACUGGGAGAUUUGGCUUUAAAAUGGUGAAUGUUAAACAUGUACAAUGUGAAGAUUUGUUGUAUUCUGUUAUCUCUUGCCCUGUAAGAAACUUUGACUUGUUAUUUUUACUAUAAAUUGAAUCAAAAAGAAUUUUUUUCUCAUUAUCCUUUCAGGAAUGGUCAUUUGUGUAGAAGCUUUUUUAAAAGAAUUUAGAUAA